Musa acuminata subsp. malaccensis (wild Malaysian banana) is the source of this 751-nucleotide messenger RNA. NCBI's taxonomy places the organism in Eukaryota, Viridiplantae, Streptophyta, Magnoliopsida, Zingiberales, Musaceae. The record is from RefSeq and is a predicted model, not a curated record.
UAAUAAACUAAUCGGAUAAUACACAUGAUCUUCCAACAUGUAUUUUCUUCCGUUUGUACGAAGAAUUUAUUGCCCCCAGCAAUCAACCAUCGGCCAUCCGAUGACCAUUUAUGAUAUCGGCAUCCGAUGCUUGCCUUGCGGUCGGUCCCUCUAUAAAUGAGGUCACAUCUCCACGCCACACACAAACACUCAGCCGAGGCUCCGGAGGACUGCACCAUGGAUUGCUGUCCUGAGCUCCGGAAGCAGAGAUCCUGUGCGUGCCCACCUCUCCACAUCGGCAACUGGUGCAACGGCCGCCGCGGAACGGCCGGCUUCGCCCGGGCGAUGGCCGACGACUGCGACGAAGAGUUCGACUCACUCAAUUGCCGGCCGACCCAGUCAAGAUGGCGCGGGCUGUGGCGGAGGAUCGUGAAGGAGAAGAGGCGGAUGCUGAGCUCCGCCAACCCCACGCACCUUCCCUAUGAUCCGUAUACCUAUGCGCAGAAUUUUGAUGAAGGGUCGGCGUCGGUGGAACCGGACAAUCUAUCGCGCUCCUUCUCCGCGAGGUUCGCCGUCCCAUCGACCACGACGAUGCAGAGAGUGGGUUGAUCUCCGCGGUUGUGCUUACGAUGACAAGGGGGAUGCCAUCUGCAGCCGUAGUAUGUCUCGAGUCGAUUGCUCUGCAUAUUUCCUGAGAUCUGUGAAUGAUUAUGGGAGUUGAUGUGUAUCCGAACCCGAUCCGUGUAUGGACGACCGAAACUUUCGAACCUUC